UGAAUGGUGAUUGAAGCUACCCCAACACAAACAUGUUACAUGAAAUUUGGCAAUUUUCCGUUCAGGAUCGGGAAUCCCGUUUGAAAACCAACAUUAAAGAGGGCAAUAAUAUCCUAAAGCCAUAAAGUUUGAAUUGUGCUUCCACUUUGAUAAGAUUUUGACUCCAAAAAAAAAAAAGAAAAAAAUCGAAUUCAAUUAUAACACACACACACACACUCCCACGAAGGUUGUCUUCCCAGACCAGAUUAACGCACAAAUUGAUGAUUGUAGUAACUUGAAAACACAAAAUAAAAGGCAUGAAAAUACGGAUUAACGGAGUACAAAAACGUAUGUAGAACAAUUCCAAUUUGUCCUGGUAUUUGACGACUUUUUUAGCGUCAUGUCUGGGAGAAAACAUCACGGACCCCUGUUAAAUAUAUAUGACCUAUUUCGCUUAGCACGAUCUACAGAGCCCCAAAAAGAAACCCACAUUUCUUUCUGAUUUUCUUUCACUAUAGUUCUCCACUUCCACUUUCACGUGACGCUGACCCGCCAGCUGCUUCCCAUUCCCCCACAACUUCCUCUAGUUUUUUUCUAGCUUCUCUCUACUCCGACGACCACCAACUUCCGGCGACCCGCCGCCGUUUCCAUAAAGCUUCUUCACUCCAUUCCGGUCAAAUGGUAAACAAACCAUACUAAUCCCGGCAUUUCCCCCACUUCAGAAGUACACAAUGCCUUCUGCCAUUUUCGUAUUCCUCUUUGCUCUGUUUUUCAGUACCACUGUUUCUGUCACCAGUUCACCUACAGCGGCCCCAUCCGACGCCGUUUCGCUGCUGUCUUUCAAGUCCAAAGCUGACUUAGACAACAAACUCCUCUACACUCUCCACGAACGCUUCGAUUACUGUUCUUGGCAAGGCGUGAAAUGCGGGCAGGGUCGGGUUGUUCGGUUUGUUCUUAACGGGUUUGGGCUACGGGGCCAGUUCCCACCGGACUCGCUGAAUGGACUGGAUCAGCUCAGGGUGUUGAGCCUGAGGAACAACUCGCUCACCGGCCCAAUCCCGGACCUUUCCGGGCUCGUCAACCUCAAGUCUCUGUUUCUGGACCAGAACUCAUUUUCCGGCGAGUUUCCUCCUUCUAUUGUCACCCUUCACAGCCUCCUGAUUCUGGACCUCUCCCGGAAUAAUCUUACCGGCUCGCUUCCUUCCGAGUUGACGGCUCUGGACCGCCUGACCUAUCUCCGGCUUGAUUCCAACCGGUUUAACAGUUCGAUCCCUGCUUUGAACCAGACCUCACUUAUUCUUUUCAACGUCUCAAAUAAUAACCUCUCCGGCCCGGUUCCGGUGACACCGACGCUUAAAAAGUUCACUCUUUCUUCAUUCUUAUGGAACCCAAAUCUCUGUGGGGACGUCAUAAACAAGCCAUGUCGGCCUUCUCCGUUUUUCGACAACACCCACUCAAACCCCGGCGAGGCUUCGCCGCCGGCGCCUCUCAUCCAAAGCGCCCAGUUCCAAGGCGACGUUUUUAUUCCUUCUCCUUCCCACCACAAACAUAAAAGGGUUGGCAUUAUUUUGGGGUUUAUAGUCGGCGCAUUCCUCCUCAUUGCCGCUGCAUUGUGCAUUUUUGCAGUCUUCAGGAGGCGUAGCCAUCAUCAUCAUCUCGAUGAUGAAAAGAUAACUAAAUUGAACCCACAAGAGGAUGUGGCUGUUGAUAAAAAGAAGAAAGAUAUUGAGAGUUCUAACGAAGUUGCUACUGCUGACAUUGUGGAGGAUGGAAUUGUUAAGGAGAAAAAGAUUUAUCAAGUGACCGAUUCCAAAAAUCAUAAGCAGGUGAAAAGUCGGAAUUUGGUGUUCUGUAAUGGGGAGACAGAGUUGUAUACAUUAGACUUGUUAAUGAGGGCCUCUGCUGAGUUGCUUGGAAGGGGAACAAUUGGGACUACGUAUAAAGCUGUGUUAGAUAACCAGCUGAUUGUGUCUGUCAAGAGAUUGGAUGCUUCUAAGACGGCCAUUACAAGUGCAGAGGCGUUUGAGCAGCAAAUGGAUGCAGUUGGUGUGCUUAGGCAUCCCAAUCUGGUUCCAGUCCGAGCUUAUUUUCAGGCUAAACAAGAAAGGCUAAUUAUCUUUGAUUAUCAGCCUAAUGGUAGUCUUUUCAAUCUCAUUCAUGGUUCGAGAUCCACAAGGGCUAAACCUCUGCAUUGGACAUCAUGUUUGAAGAUAGCUGAGGAUGUGGCCCAAGGGCUUGCCUACAUACAUCAAGCAUCAAAGCUCAUUCAUGGCAACUUGAAAUCAUCCAAUGUUCUCCUUGGUUCUGAUUUCGAGGCUUGUCUAACCGAUUAUUCAUUAUACAUUCUCGCGGACAUUUCUUCUAAUGAUGAGCCAGAUUCUACUGCUUAUAGAGCACCUGAAGUACGCAAGAAUGCAAAGAAAGCCUCUUCAAGAUCAGAUGUAUUUGCAUUUGGAGUGCUCUUAUUAGAGCUUCUGACGGGCAAACCUCCAUCUCAGCAUCCGUUCCUUGCUGCCCCCGAUGUGCCUGAUUGGGUGAGGGCAAUGAGGGAUGAUGACGCUGAAGAAGAAAAUUGGGUAAGAAUGCUAGUCGAAAUAUCCAGCGUCUGCUGUGUAACCUCACCUGAACAAAGGCCAACAGUGAGGCAGGCGCUGAAAAUGAUACAGAGUGUGAAGGAGAGUGCUAUGGUAGAGAAUAGCUCAAGGGAUGCCCACAUUGGAUAUUCAUAGCCACCGAAGGCAACAAACACAAACGCUGGCUGAUUUUGGCUACAAUGGAUCUUUCUCUCAAAUAGAUGGAGCUGAAUCUAUUCAAACUGAAUCAUAAUCCGUCAUCCAUUUUUGCCGGGCAGGUUCAAUUGCUCUUUCUUUAGGGUGAAUGUGAAGUUAGGAGGUCUGGUAGUUCUACAGGCAGCGGCAUCUGUGGCAACGUUAUUGGGGUACUUAACAUAGUUCACUGAGAUGAACCACUCCUUAAUGUACAACACAGCAAUGGUGGGUUUGUAUUAUGAAGUCAGCAUUGAUCUCAUCUCAUGAUGAUCACAAAAUUAGUCAUAAAAACCUGCUUAGAGCAAGUUGUGACGAACACAUAACAGUUAACAGUGACCUCGCUGGAUCGUAAGACUAACUUCAUCUGUUGAGGUGAUUACUGAUUAAUGUUUGUUAAAGCAUGCAAAACCUAGCCAACUUAGUCAAAGUAAUGACCAAUGGUAUAAACUGACAAACAGCUGGUAGGUAUAAAUAAAAGAGGUCAGAUGCAAAGAACGGCAUAAACUAGAGAUAUAUAGUUGCAAACGUCUAAAUCAUAGCGAUAUUUGAUAUUGUACCUUACCCAAUUUUACAACUUACAAUCAAACUAAUUGUAAAUUAGAUUGUCUAAAACUAGUCAUAAGACGGG
Messenger RNA from Oldenlandia corymbosa var. corymbosa, 3375 nucleotides. NCBI's taxonomy places the organism in Eukaryota, Viridiplantae, Streptophyta, Magnoliopsida, Gentianales, Rubiaceae. The record is from the annotation of a GenBank genome assembly.